This is a messenger RNA of Actinia tenebrosa (Australian red waratah sea anemone), 2173 nucleotides long. Its product is annotated as ATP-binding cassette sub-family C member 4-like. NCBI's taxonomy places the organism in Eukaryota, Metazoa, Cnidaria, Anthozoa, Actiniaria, Actiniidae. Gene Ontology annotation, molecular function: ATP hydrolysis activity; ATP binding; ATPase-coupled transmembrane transporter activity. Gene Ontology annotation, cellular component: membrane. The record is from RefSeq and is a predicted model, not a curated record. Gene Ontology annotation, biological process: transmembrane transport.
UGUYCGGCAACUAUCGAGAUUUGAAGCCAACAGAUGCAGUCCAAUCUAUGAGCAUAUUGGGGAGACCAUAUCAGGAUUGGAAGUCAUUCACACAUCAGAGAUGGAUGCUGCAUGCUUGGACAAGUACUAUAGGCUUCAAAAUUUGCAUACUAGAGCAUUUACUUUGAUGAUAUCUACUCGUCAAGGUAUUAGUCUAUAUGUCACGUUGCUUUUUAGCUUGUUUACUGCGGCAGUGGGCUCUGGGUGUUUACUACUAUCUUUGGAUACAGGUACAACUGGGCUGCUACUGUCGUACGCCAUGUCCAUCAAGGCGAAAAUUUCAGCGGGAUUACGCUUUGCCUCUCGGCUAGAAGCUGAACUGGUAUUCGUGGCAAGACUCAAAGCCUACACCCAACUACCCUCUGAACCAGGAUAUGAUAGACAAGCUGAAGUACCAGCCAGCUGGCCCAGUCAUGGUAAUCUGAGUCUUSCAGGAGUUUCUUUGACUUAUUUUGAUGGUGCAUCUUCUAUACUAAAGGACAUAGAGUUAGAAGUACAACCACGAGAGAAGGUCGGUAUUGCAGGCCGUACUGGAGCAGGAAARUCAUCCCUCGUGAAUGCCUUAUUUCGUAUGCCAGAUCCUCAAGGUCAARUGUUCAUUGAUGGUAUAGAUCUUGGUACUAUUAAUGUGCAAUACGCUCGUAGUUCCAUGGCUGUCAUUACUCAAUCACCUGUGUUGUUUCAAGGUAGCUUAAAGAYCAAUCUAGAUCCUUUUGACCAAUUCACUGACGACGAAAUYUGGACAGCAUUGAAAGAGGUACAGAUGCUGGAGCGCGUUAUGAAACUUGAUGGUCUACUUAACUACCACUUUGRAGAGGAAGGCUCGGGUUUCAGUGUUGGUGAGCGGCAACUGUUGUGUCUUGCUCGUGCACUGCUCCAACGACGAAAGAUCCUUGUACUGGACGAAGCAACAGCCAACGUUGACUACAGAACAGAUCAACUUAUUCAGGAAGUCAUCAGAGACAGGUUUUCCGACUGUACUGUGUUGACUAUAGCACAUCGACUCAACACCAUCAUCGACUACGACAGGGUGGUGGUUCUUGAUGGAGGUCGCAUUGUUGAAGAUGGCAGUCCACGGCUUCUGGCUUCCAAGAGUGACGGGAUUUUUGCCAGACUUCUACGAGAUAAUGAAAUACGCCAGACAACCAAAGAUAAUAAGGGCAAAGAAUAUAAGCCAGUUUCUCUUCAGACGUAUCGCAACGGCCUGCGAAGGUUUUUCCUUGAACGGCCAUGUCCUCCUUUCCCCGACAACUUCGACAUCGAUAAAGAACCAGAUGUAGAGUUUGAAGAGGUCGCAACAAUGCUGUCAAUGAAGAAAAAAGAUCUCAAGAAGAAAGGCUUAGGGACAAAACCAAAUGCUGCCAGGUCGUUAGAAGACAAUGAAGUCGAGAAAAUGAGGUCUUCAGAGUACUUCAUAGAGUACAAAGAGCGCCAAACCAAGAACCGCCAAGGAAACGAGAAUAGCAGGAAAAGAACAAGAAAGUACAACAAUAAAAUCUGGAGGACCAAUGGCGGCGAACGCGAUCCAUACCGUGCUUUUGUUGAGUACUUGGAGCAUCGACCAAAAGGUGAACAAGCCCCAAAAAAUCUGUUCUUAAGUCCAAUUGACAAGCCAACAUCUAAAGUGUGGUAUAAAAUGUCACCGGUUGGAAUAAACACCUUGUCUAAGAUGAUGAAGAAGAUUGCCGACAUAGCUUCCCUAGAAGGCAAAUGUACGAAUUCGUGUGGCCGUAAAACAGCAAUCCAAGCCUUGCGAGAAGAUUUCGGCCCGCUUGAAAUUUCAGAAUUGACUGGCCAUGCUAAUCCAGAAUCGAUAUCGAGUUACAGCCAUAACCCAUUGGAAAAACAACGCAAAAUGUCCCACAAGCUGGCUGGAUUUUCUCCUUGCAGUCAAAGUAGUAGUACGGUCAGUACGUCAGUAGUUGAAAGUUCAAGAUCACCAGCAAGAAAUACUUUGAAUGAAAUAUCUGCCAAUGUAGAAGGUCAGCAGGCGAACCAAACAAGUAAAGCUGCCGAAGCCCCUUAUAAUGGUCUUGGGUUGAGUGGAGCCGUAAGUGGACUGUUUACCGGAGUCACAUUUAACAACUCACCCGUAAAUAUUUCCAUCAAUCUACAGGCUGGUGUCCAUCGCUAG